Cuscuta campestris is the source of this 2216-nucleotide messenger RNA. Lineage: Eukaryota; Viridiplantae; Streptophyta; Magnoliopsida; Solanales; Convolvulaceae. The record is from the annotation of a GenBank genome assembly.
AGUAAAUGAUACUAGGACUAGGGGUAAUUUUUAAAAAAAAACAUAGGCGCCAAAUCACUAAAACUCCCGCGCCCAACCCGCCACUUCGGCGCUCUUUAUUUUCCCCAUUUUCUUCUGUACCGCAUCCCUCGCCCCCAAUCUAGCCAGCCUCCCAUCUCCGCCGAAAGCUCAAAUGCACGGCCACGUUCCUCACCCCGCCACGCCCAUCUCCGACGUCUUCUUGCCCAAGCGCGGCAAGAAGCGGGGGAGCUACAACUGUGGCCGAUGUGGCCUUCCCAAAAAAGGCCAUGUCUGUAAUUUACCCAAUGACCUAACUCCCACCUCCGCCGCCGCCGCCGACGCGGAUAUCAGCGAAUCGACAUCAUCCAUCUCGCCGGUGCCUCUCUCGACCGCCCGUCCCCAGCUACAGCUUCCUCCGUCGGCUAAGCCUGUUUCUCGGCUCAGGCGAGCUCUGUCAUUCGACGACGUGGAUCUCAACGAAUCCCCUGGAUCAGACGACGAGCAGGAGGAACUGGAUUUGUUGGAUCUAGGACGAUCUGGGAGAUUGCCUUUUGUCUGCGCCUGGGAGGUGCUCAGGAGGUUGCCCCCGGCUGAGUUACUGUCGGCAGCUAGCGUGUGCAAGGGAUGGAGGGAAACGGCCAGGCGGCUUUGGAGAGCGGCGGAGGAGCUCAGACUUAGGGUUCCAGCUAAGGCUCAGAUUGGGCAUGUCAGAUCCUUACUGCAGAAAUGCCCUGCGCUCCUAAGGCUUUCACUUAGAAUGGAAAGUGAUGUUGAUGCCACGCUGCUAGCUUGCAUUGCUUUUUCUUGCCCUAACCUGGAAUCAUUGGAGAUCAUUACAUCAAAGGGAUCAGUAAAUCAGAUCACUGGGGAAGAGUUAGGACAUUUUGUGUCCCAUAGAAAAUGUCUCACCAACCUCAAGAUGGAAGGAUGCUGUAAUUUUGGUGGUUUCACUCUUUGUUCCACCAAACUUUCCACCCUUUGGCUUUCAGAACUUCGUUGUCUCUCUAAGAUGGUAUUCAACUGUCCCAAUCUAAAGGAGAUCUCUCUAGAUUUUUCUCGCGAGGGGAAAGAUACGACUGAUCUUUCCACUAUGGUGGAAGGCCUCGGAAGAUGUUGCCCAAGACUAGAGAACAUUCACAUAGCUUCUACUCGCAUUUCACAUGCUGUUGUACUUUCUCUUACAGAAGCAAGUCUGAGUUGCUUGCGGAUGCUGUCUCUUGUCCUGGGGUCUGAAAUAACUGAUGCAUCUGUUGCAGCCAUUGCUUCAAGCUACUCAAACCUUGAGCUACUUGAUCUUAGUGGAUCUAGCAUAACAGACAAUGGCAUUGGAAUGAUUUGCAAUGUUUUCCCAGAGAAUUUGUCGAAACUUCUCCUUGCACUCUGCCCAAAUAUCACCUCAAGUGGAAUUCAAUUUGCUGCAGCUCAAUUGCCUCAUUUAGAGAUCAUGGACUGUGGAAUGACCUUAUCAGAUCCGAAUGUUGACAGCCAAACAACUCAGACAAAAGAUGAUCAUGACGUGCAAAAAGUAUCUUAUAGCAGACAACACUCUGCAUAUCAAAAGCUUAUCAUUAAACACAGCCGGUUGAAGAAACUGAGUUUAUGGGGCUGCUCUGGUUUAGACUCACUGUACUUGAACUGCCCAGAACUUGAUGAUCUGAAUCUAAAUUACUGCAUCAACUUACAACCAGAGAGAUUGUUACUUCAAUGUGCCAAUUUGGAAAAUGUUCAUGCACUAGGCUGCCAGGACUCGUUGGUAGAGACCAUUCAAAAUCAGGUCAUCAGCAGUGAUUUCAUGGAAAUCCAAAACACUUAUCCAUGCAAACGUCUACCCGAUGGCUCCAAAAGAGUUCAAGUCCCUCAUAUGUUCAGACCUCAGCCAUCGAAAAAUGAGAAGAAAAAGAGGAAGAUUACAAGGUGUUCUGUGCAUGUACAUACAUAGUUCAAUCCCCAGCGUCUCUAUACUUUUAGAGGCAUUUGUUAUUAUAUAAUGGCUUAAUAUAAGCCUUUGUUUGUAUUAGUUGGUUAACCAGUUCAUAUGAGUUUAUUUAAAAAUUACUUGGUUAAUUAGCUCCAAAGCAAAUGCCUGCUUCACAUGUCAUUUCAUUACCCAAUAAUUUAAACUGCAAUUGCUCUUAUACAAACCGAUUACUAAGGUUUCUCUCAUACUGUAAUUUAUUUAUCACUUUAGACAUGAUUAAUAAAUGACUUGAACACUU